AUGUAGAAAUCAGUUUCUUAAUUGUCUACCUAAUAUAAGUAAAAAAACUCCUAAAACUGUCUUUAGGAAAUGCAAAAUAGGUUGUAAAAUUUUUAAUAAAGUUUACUUUAAGUAAACAAUAAGCUAAUACAUACGAAUGAUAAGCAAGACUAAUUUAGUGAAGGAUAAGACAGUGAAUUUUAGAACUGUAAUUCAUCAAAAAGAUCUAAUUAUAAAUAUAAAAAAAAUAUCAAUAAGAAUCAAAAUUCUUAAAAUGAAAAAAUUAAUGAAAAUCAAGUGGCUAAAGAUUAAAACAAGCAGCUUUAACCAAAUAAUUUUACUGAAUUUGUUUCAAAAACUGGCGAAAAACAAAAUUAAAAUGUUAAUUCACAAACUAUAUCUCCGUCUACCAAUACUAGAAAUGUAGGAGUAUUGCCUGACAUCAACCAGCAACAUCAUCAUAAUCAAUAUUAAAAGGCAGACAAUUAUUAUCUCCUAAAAGGAAAAAAAAAAUAAAAAAACAAAUAUUAAAAUGACUUAUAUGAAACCAGUUUAUCUGAAACAGUUUCAAGCAAGUCCUCACAAAACUUUCAAUCUUCAUCUCACGAACACCUAAAUCCUAAUCAUUAGAACAAAUCAAUUCAAAUAAAUAAAAAGGUCCAAGACUUAAAAACUGAAGAGGAUUCAUAAGAUGGGAUCUCUUUAAAUGAACAGAGAAAAAGAAUAUUGUAAGGAGUUUAAGAGUUAAAAAAGCUAAGAGAAAGAAGAUUUACUUUCAAAAAACUAAGAAAAAUAGACAAGCUAAAACAGCGAAUUAGUGUGCUUUAGGAAUUAGAAAAGCAGAUACCUCUGAUUCAAAACAUUUAGAAACAAAAAGAAAUUGAAAAUAAAUUAAACAUGAAUGGAGGAGAUGGAGAUAUUUCAGAUAUGUCUUUUAUUAGUUAGGAUGAGUGCCAAUCAAGAAACAGCGAUGACUUUAUCUUUGAAAAACUAGAUCAAAUUUCAGUUACUGAAAUGAGUGAAGAUAAUGAAAAGGAUAGAGUAAAUGAAAUAGAUGAAGUCGUGGUAUAACCCAAGUAAAUCAAUAAAAAUUACUAAGAUGUUCUACCAAGCAUUAAUAAUUCCACUAAAUCCACAAAACUUACAAACACGCUAGAAAGCAUUAUGGAGGAGCAUUAAGAUUACUUCAACCAUAUCGCAGGUAAGUGCGCAUGUGGAUAAUGUGAAUGUGGAAGAUGCCAUGUAAAAUGUUUAGUAAAUUAAAAGAAACCGUAAGUUUACAAUAUGAAAUGGGAAUCUUCAUAUAAUAGAUCUUAUAACCAUAACUAAAAUAAUAUAUUUAAAGAUUAAUAUGACAUAAAAAUGAUGAGAAAAUCCUACUAACCUCAAUAGUCAAUACCUUUUGAAUACACUUCAACUUUUAAAAGAGAUUAUCAAAACCCACCAGAUAUUAAUUUCUAAAGAGUUGUUAAAUAUGAUAGAAUCAAAGAAAGUCCUCUUUAUAGCCUUUCUACUUAUAAAAGCAAUUAUGUAGACUGGAAGAUAGGAGUAAAAGAAGAACCUGUUUAACUGUAGCCUGCAGAAAUGAAAACAGUUGUAUAAGGAGUUCCUUUAAUUGGCUCUUCAACCAUGAAAAAAGAUUACUAAGCCAUAGACCACGUUAAAACAAACACUGCUAAACCGCCUGAUCAAAGUCCUUUACCAAGGUUUUCUAUUCACAGAAGCAAUUUUAAAAAGCAUAAUGGUUUUAAUCCAUUGAAUUAAAUGGAACCAAAAAGUACUGAAUCAGAUAUUUUCAAGCAAAAAAAGCAUGAGUUCAUUUCAAUACCAUCAUUUGAAGGUCAAUAUCAAACGAGUUAAUCAGUUCAUUAGGAUUUAGGAAAAUAGCAUUGCGAGGGAACACAAAAACUAUAUGCAAUGUAUCAAAGAAAAAUAGAAAAGUAUCAAAAAAGACUCUAAGAAUAAAUAGAAAAACUAGAAUAAGCAAAAUGA
Molecule: messenger RNA, 1971 nt
Organism: Tetrahymena thermophila SB210
Lineage: Eukaryota; Ciliophora; Oligohymenophorea; Hymenostomatida; Tetrahymenidae
Product: STOP protein
Exons: 6
Source: RefSeq, a predicted model, not a curated record